CAGACAACAGCACAAAGGGCAGGAAGGUAGAGACAACAAUGCAUCACACGAAGCAGCCACAACUGUCAGUAAGAGUGUCCAUCAUUGAGAUAUCGGCACACUGCUUUGAAGUUGGUUGGUUGCUUACUGAUUUCGACACGUCUCAGCUCCGGUAUGAAACGUAUAUAUCACUACUACAGAGUGAUUUGUAAUGUUUUGACGAAGGGUUAGCUUAUCUAACGUUACUGUGACUAGAUGCAGCACAUCCCUGAUCAAUACAAACCCUAACAGCUAAUGCUAUCUUCUGUACUCAACCAACCAGGAAGUUCAUGAUCAUGACUGAAUGUGGGGAGCCAAUUAGCUCUAGUUUAGGCCCCUGUAAUGUGGAUGGAGUUGAGUUUACUAAGCUAGGUAUAUAAUCGCUACAGUAAGUUUGCUAUAUCCUACAUAUGUUGUUUUAUUUAACUAGGCAAGUCAGUUAACACAUUCUUAUUUACAAUGAGGGCCUUCCCCCGGGCCUGGACGACGCUGGACGCAGGGUCUGUAGUGACGCCUCUAGCACUGAGAUGCAGUGCCUUAGACCACUGCGCCACUCGGGAGCCCUAUUAUAGUGAGUUUACUAAUAUAGCCUGACUACAGCCUGCUGUAUUUGCCUGUCUGAACCCACAGGACAUCAUGAUAAGUCCACUACAAGAGCCGAAGGGAAAACACAUACUAAUGCAACUGGUGUGAAACGGCUAGCUAGUUAGCGGUGCGCCCUAGUUGCAUUUCAAUCGGUGACAUCACUCUCGCUCUGAGACCUCGAAGUAGUUGUUUCCCUGUAGCUUUUUUUGAGGAGCGAUAGGUAACAAUGCUUCGAGGGUAACGUUGUUGUUGUUCAAAGGGAACUCUGGUUCAAGCCCAGGUCGGGGCGAGGAGAGUGACGGAUGCAACACUGUUACACUAAUACUGUAUGUCUGUCAGUAUUCAGGAAUGACACCAUGUUGAGUCGUCUACAGGAGCUGAAGAAGGAGGAGGAGACCCUCCUGAAGAUUAAAGUUAUGCUGCAGGACCAGCUCAACAGACUCAAGUUUGAAGAAGGGGCCCUAAAGUCCAUCAUCAACGCUCAGACAGACGAAGGUCCUUCACAACCUGCCAGUCCUCCUGAGGUUCCUCUGAACCUGGAUGACGAAGCAGUGAUCAACCAGACCAAACUGCUGCUGAGUGGUCCUGUAGACUACCACAUAGAGGAGGAAGAGGAGGAGGAAGAUGAAGAGGAGGACGACGAAGACGACGACGACAACAAUGAGCUUGAAGCAGUGCCUGAGGAAGACGAGGAGGACGACGAUUAUUACUGAGUGGACCUGUCCCAAAUGGCCCCGUUCCCAAUGUAGUGCACUGGGCUUGAGCAGGGACCUGGACAAAUGUAGUGCACUACAUUGGUAAUCGGAUGUAAUUUGGGACGUUGCCAGUGUAUUGACCUCCUAAAGAGGAGAUGUGUGUGUAUAUAAUAUUACAGACUGUUUUUAUUUAUUAUUAUUAUUCGUUAAACUACUAACUUAUAGUGGGUAAAUAAAAUGUAGCCUGGGUGCUAGACAGUCUCCUUCUGUUCUUGUCAACUCCUUACUGAAUUGUCAUGUUUGGCUUGACAAUGACAGCAGUGGAGUUGGCUAGAGUACAAACAGAUCUGAGAACAGGCUUAUUGUCAUUCCAUAAUGACUGCAGUAGAGUUGGCUAGAGUACAAACAGAUCUGAGAACAGGCUUAUUGUCAUUCCAUAAUGACAGCAGUAGAGUUGGCUAGAGUACAAACAGAUCUGAGAACAGGCUUAUUGUCAUUCCAUAAUGACAGCAGUAGAGUUGGCUAGAGCACAAACAGAUCUGAGAACAGGCUUAUUGUCAUUCCAUAAUGACUGCAGUAGAGUUGGCUAGAGUACAAACAGAUCUGAGAACAGGCUUAUUGUCAUUCCAUAAUGACUGCAGUAGAGUUGGCUAGAGUACAAACAGAUCUGAGACCAGGCUUAUUGUCAUUCCAUAAUGACAGCAGUAGAGUUGGCUAGAGUACAAACAGAUCUGAGACCAGGCUUAUUGUCAUUCCAUAAUGACAGCAGUAGAGUUGGCUAGAGCACAAACAGAUCUGAGAACAGGCUUAUUGUCAUUCCAUAAUGACUGCAGUAGAGUUGGCUAGAGUCCAAACAGGUCUGGGAUCAGGCUUAUUGUCAUUCCAUAAUGACUGCAGUAGAGUUGGCUAGAGCACAAACAGAUCUGAGAACAGGCUUAUUGUCAUUCCAUAAUGACAGCAGUAGAGUUGGCUAGAGCACAAACAGAUCUGAGAACAGGCUUAUUGUCAUUCCAUAAUGACUGCAGUAGAGUUGGCUAGAGUACAAACAGAUCUGAGAACAGGCUUAUUGUCAUUCCAUAAUGACAGCAGUAGAGUUGGCUAGAGUACAAACAGAUCUGAGACCAGGCUUAUUGUCAUUCCAUAAUGACAGCAGUAGAGUUGGCUAGAGUACAAACAGAUCUGAGACCAGGCUUAUUGUCAUUCCAUAAUGACAGCAAUAGAGUUGGCUAGAGUACAAUUAACUGUGUUCUCCCUCACGUUAAUUAAUAAGGUCUGUUUUUUUGUAGCCUGGGCUAAAAAGAUCUGUUGGUGCUGUAUAGCCACUGGUAUCAUGUUAUACAUAAUAUUGUAGCGAUCCUUGCUAAUAUGAGCCACGUUACAAUUCCCGCCAAGUGGGUUAACCCUAUUGGCACGACACAUGGAGGGGUUGUUCUUUCUGGCUCAGCGACCCAGGUUCGCUUCCCUGUCUGGGACCAGGCUGUCUGACGUAUCGCCUGUAAAACCAUAGAGUUGUUGUUCCAUACCCGGUUCUCGUUCAGUAUCUCUCACUGGUCCAGCAGUAAUUGUAGUGUUCAAUGCUUGUAGCUCACUGUUCUACUGUUGAUGUAUGUGUGUGUGUGUGUGUGUUGAGGCAUGAAUCUAGUAGGGUGGUAUUCAGAACAUACCGUCUCGGUACCAUACCGGGGGAAUAUGGUAUUACCGAAUGUGUACACAAGGGGUACUAUUUUUGUUGUUUAAAACUAUACUGAACCAAAAUAUAAAAAAUGCAACAAGUUCAAAGUUCA
Messenger RNA from Oncorhynchus tshawytscha (Chinook salmon), 3082 nucleotides. RefSeq names its product small nuclear RNA activating complex, polypeptide 5 (gene snapc5). The transcript has 3 exons. The record is from RefSeq and is a predicted model, not a curated record. NCBI's taxonomy places the organism in Eukaryota, Metazoa, Chordata, Actinopteri, Salmoniformes, Salmonidae. Gene Ontology annotation, biological process: transcription by RNA polymerase II; transcription initiation at RNA polymerase III promoter. Gene Ontology annotation, cellular component: nucleus. Bases 906 to 1316 code for a protein of 136 amino acids.